Molecule: messenger RNA, 429 nt
Organism: Selaginella moellendorffii
Lineage: Eukaryota; Viridiplantae; Streptophyta; Lycopodiopsida; Selaginellales; Selaginellaceae
Product: calcium-dependent protein kinase 29-like
Exons: 2
Coding region: 1-429 (142 amino acids)
Biological process (GO): protein autophosphorylation; intracellular signal transduction; peptidyl-serine phosphorylation
Cellular component (GO): nucleus; cytoplasm
Molecular function (GO): calmodulin binding; ATP binding; calcium-dependent protein serine/threonine kinase activity
Source: RefSeq, a predicted model, not a curated record
AUGGUACCUGAGCUUGUGGAGGUUUUCAAGGAUGAGGAUUACUACCACCUUGUCAUGGAGUUGUGCCAGUGCUUGCUAAAGGAUGUACUACUAAAAAAAAAGAGGCUUAACGAGCAUGAAGCUGUAAUUGUGAUCAAGCAUGUGACCAACGCGGUGCACAAGAUGCAUAGGAGGGGCAUUGCUCACAGGGAUAUCAAGCCUGGAAACAUCCUUCUAGGGUUUGGGAAGAGCUUGUUUGGGAAUAGGUAUAGGGCUCCUGAGAUGUCAUCUCUUGACCGUGUUUAUGAUGAGAGGGUUGAUGUGUGGAGUGUGGGGAUUGUCCUUUAUGAGAUGUUGUCCGGGAAGUGUGCAUUUCCAAAGCUGGCAUCACGGGAAAUUGAGAAGAGAUUGAGAUGUUUAAAGGAUUUGUUAAUGAGUUCUUUCAACUAA